CAUUUCCCAUCCCCUCGAUCUUUCCUUCCCCUCAUUCCCCCUUCUCUCAUUCAGAGCCUCUCCCGUGCAGCCUCGCCGCCGCCGCCGCCGCCGCCGAGGGGAACAAGGGGAGCUCUUCAUAGGUCGUAAGGUCGCAGUAAUCCAGUGUUUACCUCCCCGUCGCCCCAUCAUUGGCUGCCGGAGGAAAUGGUUUGUAUUUCCGUCGUCCCUCACCAUCUAGGACCACCCGGCAACCUCCCGCUGAAGGAAUUUUCUGAUUGGCUCCCGCUUGUUGUUGUGGGGAGCGAGGGGGAGUCGCCCCGCCGGAGACACGUGUGGUGCCUCUGAUUGUCACCGAUCUAGCGACGUGUCCUCGCACUGGUGGCGCAGGGAGUCGCUCAGGGCACCGCCACUCCCAGGGACACACACUCCUUGCCAGGACAUCUAAUGACAGCGAUUCGAAUUUUAGCGGUUCGAUAAAAUGCAAAAACUAGUAACCGGGCCGGCACAUGGCGCCCAGACCCCGCCCACCGCAGCCACACAUGCGCAGAGCGGCGGCGGCGGCGGCGGUGGUGAUGGGAGCGGCGGCGGCGGCGGCGGGGGAUGGUGGUGAUGGUGGUGGGGAGGCAGUGAGUGUAGUGUAAGGGAGGUUGGGGUGUACUCUUGUGUAUCGCCGCGCGCUCUCUGCCACCCCGCCGCUCCCCCCUCCCCUAAGCCCUCGCGUGAGGGGGACCCGCGGCGCACAAGUCCCUCCCGUAGGUCCGUGCGGUGCCAUGUGAGACUGUGACCACCAGUGAAUCCCGCCUUGUGAUUCUUCUCUCGCUGGAAAAUGUAGAGUCGCGACUAGCGGAAAACAGCGGACAGGACUGGCCUCCGUCCGCGGCGAGCGGGACCCACUGGGAGGCUUGCGGCUCCCGAGGCCCCGAGCUGCGGCUGGAAGCUGACUGAGUGUGACGCUGCCACGGCGACGCUGCCCGGUGCGGCGCCUGGAACCGAGGUUGACUGCUGCAGGCCACGACCCGAACUGUGGACACGAUUCUAGGAGUGGUCACCAGAACAAUUAGUCGUCACCACCACCUAACCGGCGGUCACUCACCACCGCCACUAAUACUAGUCACCAAACACACACACACACACACACACACACACACCACACCUAGCACCACUCACCGCCCCACACACACACACACACACACACACACACACACACACACACACCUAGUCACCACAAGUGAAAACCGAACUUAAUCCCAACGAAAUAUGAGUUGCGCUCAAGUGAUGUACCAGCCGUACGCCCACAGCCCGUACAUGGUGCAGCCCGACACCCCCCAGGCUGCUCCCCCGCACCCCUCAGGCUCCACCACGCCUGGGGGCGACUCCAGGCACGGGGAGGGGGUGCUCCAUAUAACCCCGCAGGCCCAGCCGCCCCCGCCGCCACAGCCUGCAAAUCUCGCCCCUCACACACCGCCCCACCUCCACCACCCCCACCACCAGCACCAGCACCACCACUCUCCCCCGCAGUCCCACGGAGGAAGGGAGGGUGGGGCAGUGGGGGGCCAGACGCAGCAGCAGGCUCAGCAGGGAGCAUCGGAGGCGAGCAGCACACAGCGGCCCCUCCCGCGGCCACCCUACAGGACAGCGUCCACGGAGGCAGCGGAGCAGGACGGCCCGCCGGAGAAGAAAUUUUGCCGGGACAACGAGGCCCCGCCCACUCCCGCCUCCUCCCACCACCAGCACCCGCCCCACCCACCACCACACCACUCCCACCACCACCACCCGCCCAUUACGGAGCCCCCGGGAUCGCCCACUGAGGAAGCCAAUGAGGUGAAGUACGUGUCUGCCAACUGCAUGGUGGUGACGAACUACGUGGGGGAUACCGGCUCCGUGGUGGACGAGCACUUCUCCCGAGCCCUGGCCGCCGCCGCCCUCCGCCCCCCUGCAUUACGAGAAGCCUCACUCCCCUGCCAAAGCCUCGUCCCCCCAUGACAGCGAGAAACUUCCCCCCGUCAUUCUGGAACAGCCACUACCAAGCGUCGUCCUCCUCGUCAUCGUCCUCCUCAUCAUCAUCGUCACGACCACCUAGCUUGGCGGGUCAGCUUGGGUCGUCGCCUGGGGAGCUUGUACGACCCCUACCACCCCGGCGGCCUCCCUCAUCCCCUACAGGCCUCAGCGCACGAUCCCUGGGCGGGCCUAUUCUCUCUCCUCACCAGGCAUACGGGCACCGCAGCAUGGCGCACGACAUGUACCAGGCCGCCAUGUCCAGCGUGCCGUCAUCCUCGAGGGCAUACCACCACCACCACCACCAGUACCCUUCCCUCUCCCUACAGCCUCACCACCUGCCGCGCCUCCCGACCGUCGCCCCCGUCCCCUCGCAGAUGGGGGUGGGCAAGCCAGAGGGAUGGGGUGCCCGCUACCACGACCACUUCCCCGGCCCAGAAUUCACACAUGGCCUCGACUCAAACUACUCAGCCACCCCACACUACCCUAGCGUCCCAGGACUGGAAACAGGCGUUCCUCAGGACGGGGCCAAGGACCUGUACUGGUUCUGAACGGGCCACACCCUAAAGGCCGCGCCACACCACCGCUGAGGAAGCCGCACUACCCAUCCUCCUGGGCCGCGCCGCCCGACACACCAGCGCGGCCUGAACCGGUGUUAGGCAAACGCGCCACUACUGUAGUUACAUACAUACA
Scylla paramamosain (green mud crab) is the source of this 2670-nucleotide messenger RNA. RefSeq lists its product as uncharacterized. Bases 1240 to 1965 code for a protein of 241 amino acids. Gene Ontology annotation, cellular component: nucleus. The record is from RefSeq and is a predicted model, not a curated record. The transcript has 7 exons. NCBI's taxonomy places the organism in Eukaryota, Metazoa, Arthropoda, Malacostraca, Decapoda, Portunidae. Gene Ontology annotation, biological process: regulation of transcription by RNA polymerase II.